Molecule: messenger RNA, 1056 nt
Organism: Cyclopterus lumpus (lumpfish)
Lineage: Eukaryota; Metazoa; Chordata; Actinopteri; Perciformes; Cyclopteridae
Gene: pou4f3
Product: POU class 4 homeobox 3
Exons: 2
Coding region: 1-1056 (351 amino acids)
Biological process (GO): regulation of transcription by RNA polymerase II
Molecular function (GO): RNA polymerase II cis-regulatory region sequence-specific DNA binding; DNA-binding transcription factor activity, RNA polymerase II-specific
Source: RefSeq, a predicted model, not a curated record
AUGAUGACCAUGAACGGCAAACAGCAUUUCUCCAUGCACCCGGCUCUGCACGAGCCCAAGUAUCCCGGCCUGCACUCAGGCUCGGAGGGCAUGCGCAGAGUCUGUCUGCCCGCCCCGCAGCUGCAGGGCAAUAUAUUCGGAGGCUUUGAUGAGAGCCUGCUGGCACGGGCAGAGGCUCUGGCAGCUGCUGACAGCAUUGUCUCUCACGGCAAGAGUCACCCGUUCAAACCAGACGUGACUUACCAUACCAUGAGCAGUGUCCCCUGCACCUCAGCAUCCUCUUCUUCCUCCACCACGGUGCCCAUCUCCCACGUCCCCUCCGCCAUCGCCUCCCACCACCAUCACCACCACCUCGGACAGACCCUGGAGGCCGGGGACCUCCUGGACCACCUCUCCACCAGCCUGUCCAUGACCGGGAUGGGCGCUCCGGAGCCUCCCGGGAUGACAACGUCGGCGCACCACCACCAGCACCCUCACCACCACCUGCAGACCAUGGGGCAGCUGCACCAGGCGAUUGCCAACAUGGCCCACCCUCACUCUCUGUCCGUGCACGGCGGCAUGGCAUGCGUCAACGACGUGGAGUCGGAUCCCCGGGAGCUGGAAGCCUUUGCCGAGCGGUUCAAGCAGAGAAGGAUCAAACUCGGGGUGACCCAGGCAGACGUCGGGUCGGCACUGGCCAACCUCAAGAUCCCCGGAGUGGGGUCCUUGAGUCAGAGCACCAUCUGCAGGUUCGAGUCCCUCACUUUGUCCCACAACAACAUGAUAGCGCUCAAGCCGGUUCUCCAGGCCUGGCUGGAGGAAGCAGAGGCUGCGUACCGAGAGAAAAGCACCAAGCCGGACCUUUUCAACGGGAACGAGAGGAAAAGAAAGCGCACCUCCAUCGCCGCGCCGGAGAAGCGCUCUUUGGAGGCUUACUUUGCCAUCCAGCCUCGGCCUUCCUCGGAAAAAAUUGCGGCCAUCGCCGAAAAACUGGACCUGAAAAAGAACGUGGUCCGAGUGUGGUUUUGUAACCAGCGGCAGAAACAGAAACGAAUGAAAUACUCCGCGGUGCACUGA